This is a messenger RNA of Chenopodium quinoa (quinoa), 1188 nucleotides long. Its product is annotated as 22.7 kDa class IV heat shock protein-like. Lineage: Eukaryota; Viridiplantae; Streptophyta; Magnoliopsida; Caryophyllales; Amaranthaceae. The record is from RefSeq and is a predicted model, not a curated record. The transcript has a single exon. Bases 364 to 930 code for a protein of 188 amino acids. Gene Ontology annotation, biological process: protein complex oligomerization; response to salt stress; response to hydrogen peroxide.
AAAAAAGAGAGACUUUUAGGGUUCAAUUAAUCUAGAGAAGUCCACAAAGUGCUUACAUCAAAACAAACUUAUUUCCAGAUCUUUCUACUAACAUCUUACUAUAAAACGUUUCACAUACAAAGCAAAAUCAGAUAAUACAUCAAAGAAAAAUCUAGAUUCUCCUUGAUGACAACCGACUCUCCUCCACUAUAAAUAAACCCAUCAUUCCUUAGCUUUAUGCUCAACACAUCAAUAUACCAUCAACAACAACAACACAAUAUUUCUACAAAUUCUCUCAUCAAACAAACUUCUUUCAUUAAUAUUACAAUCUUUAUCACCCACAUUGUUAAAAAAUUAAUACAUUUAUCUUGAUCAAAUUUGCAUAUGGCAAAAGUUGUAAUUCCAGUGUUAUUCCUAACCAUCUUUAUAGGACUUGUAGUCCUCCCAGUGAAAGGGUUGGUGCCCUUCACAAGAACAAUUUGGGAUGAACUCGACGACCCGUUUCGAGUUCUUGAGCAAACUCCGCUUCCUCUUCCUAAAACCAAUAAUUUCGAAUCCUUACGCCUUACCUUAUUAGCUAAGGCAGAUUGGAAAGAAACUAAAGAUGCUCACAUUAUUAGCCUUGACAUUCCUGGCAUGAAAAAAGAUGAUGUCAAGAUUGAGGUGGAAGAAAACAGGGUGCUUAAGGUAAGUGGGGAGAGGAAGGCAGAAGAAGAACACGAAGGCAAUAAGUGGCACCGAGCUGAGCGUACAACUGGUAAGUUUUGGAGGCAGUUUCGGUUACCUGCUAACGCGGAUUUGGAUCAUAUUAAGGCUCAUCUUGAAGAUGGAGUGUUGAAGAUUACAGUGCCUAAGCUCGCCGAGGAGAAGAGGAGGCAGAGUAAGGUUAUUGACAUUGGUGUUGAUGAGUCUAAAGGUGAAGAUCUUAAAGCUACCAAGGCUGAUAUGUAACAUGAUUUUCUAAUUGAAUGUCAAAUGUUUAUGAUUGAGGAGUUUUGUUUUACUAAUAUUAUGCAAGUAAUGGUGGUUGUAUUACAUACAUUUAUCUGUUUGUUUGGUGCAUGCCUUUUAAGGGUGUGAUCUUAAUCUGUUUUUCCCAAACGUAUAUAAGUAUAUAAUAAGAAAUUUCAUUUUAGUAAUGUAUUAAUGUAUGGUGUUUUGUGUCUUUAUUAUUGAAAAUAUGGGAUUAGUGAAUGAUUGAGCAUAAUA